GCCAAUAGAACCGGCUUCAGUUCAGCGACUGUGUUGCGUAAGGACACACUGCGGCUCCUGAGCGGCUCUAAGCGCAGGUUCACCUCCACUCAUCGGGUUUCAUCUCUUCACAAUGGCAGGUCCGAAGAAAGUCUGCAUCGUCGGCUCAGGAAACUGGGGUUCUGCCAUCGCCAAGAUAGUGGGUGCCAAUGCUGCAAAGAAUUCAAAAUUUGACAACACCGUAAAAAUGUGGGUAUUUGAGGAGAUGGUGAAAGGACGUAAACUGACGGAAAUAAUCAACACUGACCAUGAAAAUGUGAAGUACCUUCCUGGCCACAAGUUACCAGCAAAUGUGGUGGCUGUGCCAGAUCUAGUGGAGGCAUCUCGUGAUGCAGAUAUCUUGGUCUUUGUGAUACCGCACCAAUUUAUUGGGAAAGCAUGUGAUACAAUGAAGGGCAAGAUAAAGAGUGACGCACUGGGAAUAUCUCUCAUCAAGGGUGUGGAUGAGGGUCCUGAUGGACUUAAACUCAUCUCUGAUGUGAUUCAGGAGACACUUGGUAUCACCAUGAGUGUGUUGAUGGGGGCCAAUAUUGCCAAUGAGGUUGCUGAUGAGAAGUUUUGUGAAACUACUAUUGGAUGUAAGAAUAAAAACUAUGGUAUUCUCCUGAAGGAACUCAUGCAGACCAGUAACUUUCGAGUUACUGUAGUAGAGGAGUAUGAUGUGGUGGAAAUCUGCGGCGCCCUGAAGAACAUUGUUGCAGUCGGUGCAGGGUUCUGUGAUGGUCUUGGCUAUGGGGAUAACACAAAGGCAGCAGUGAUCAGGUUGGGCCUGAUGGAGAUGAUUGCCUUUGCACGCAUUUUCUGCACCACAGGACCUGUGUCCUCAGCAACCUUCCUGGAGAGCUGCGGCGUGGCUGACCUCAUCACCACCUGCUACGGUGGUCGCAACCGCAGAGUAGCUGAGGCUUUUGUGAGGACUGGGAAGUCAAUUGAAGAGCUGGAGAAAGAGAUGUUAAAUGGUCAAAAGCUGCAAGGACCAGCAACAGCAGCUGAGGUCUAUCUGAUCCUUAAACACAAAAACCAUAUUGACAAGUUCCCGCUGUUCAGUGCUGUGUAUCAGAUCUGCUACCAGGGCCAUCCUGUCACUGAGUUCAUAAGCUGUUUGCAAAACCACCCAGAACACAUGUAAAAACAACAAACCGACUAAGUGCCUUUUACAGGAAAACAAUGCUUUUAAUCCGAGGACCAGUUAUUCCAGCCGUCAUGCAAUUUUCCAUCUCCAGCCAAUCAGUGGGAUUCCUUUUUGAGAUAGUUAUUAAUGUUUGUGUAUUUAGUUCUAGUUUAUCUGCUUUGUCCAGUUUGAUAAUUCAGGUUUCCCAGACAUUUGGAUGUUGUGUUUUUGUUUUAUCUUUGCAUAUUUUGUUGCACUAACCUGUCACUCAUUACCUUAGUAGUCCAGAGUUCAGGAAAUUAAGCCUCAACAAAAGGUGUUUAAUUGCUUCUUGUAAUAUUUUAAAAUCUAUAGAAGCAGAAUGUCAGGUGCAAGUUAGCAUAAGAAUGUGACAUUGAAACGUUUCUUUUAACAAUUUUAAAUGCUGUUUACAAACAUCUACUUAACACUUGGAAGGAUAAUUUUUGAGAAUGGGUUUUAACAACAAAUGAGUCAGAAUGCACAGUGCCAGUUAUUACAUAGGAGCCAAAUCACUAAAUGAAAACUUAGAUGAACUUAAAAGGUUAGUCAGAGUUGACUUUUUUCCAUAUAUGUUUAUGUACAUUGUUUAUGCUGCAUUACAGUACGCGUAUGUAUGGGGUGCCAAAUGUAAAAGGAGCACCUAUCACUAGUUUUCUCACAUUUAACUAAAUGACACAACAUGUUUUCUCACAUUUAGUUAAAUAUGCAAAAGUCUAAAUGUAAAUGUUAAAUGUAAAUGUUAAAUGUAAAUGUUAAAUGUAAAUGUUAAAUGUUCGCCGAGUGUAAACUGAAUAUUCAUCAAUGGGCAAGUAGACUCCAUCCCUACCCUCAAACACCGCUGGUCUCAGAUCAGAGACGCGAACUCAAUCACCUCAAACAGUGCGCGCAAACCCCGCCCACAUCUGAUCUGGAAACUUUUGUUUUUAGCCUGGACGUAACUUCGGCUAGCUAGUAUAGUUAGCCAACUAAUUCUCCACCGGCGCCAGAGAAAUAUUCUAUUUAAACCUACUUAACUCCUCAUUAAUGGUGUUUACGACAGAACGGCAGUUUGAAGCGGAGCCUCAGCCCGCACACCUGCCGUUACAGCCCGUUCAAUCUCUCCCAACGGGAGGGAGUCGGAGCUGGCGGCCAUGAUGGCUUCGACUUCAGGCUUCUCUCCAGUAUUUUCGUGCACCGAUCCAGAGUCAGAUGCGGAGCUAUGCGUACUGUUUGACGUGUUUGAGUCUGAUCUAGGAUAAUAGGGAGUGGAGUCUACUUAAAUAUUCAGUUCGAUCAUUUAACAUUUAGAUUUACAUUUAACAUUUACAUUUAACAUUUACAUUUAGACUUUUGAACAUUUAACUAAAUGUGAGAAAACAUGUUGUGUCAUUUAGUUAAAUGUGAGAAAACUAGUUAUAGGUGCUCUUUUUACAUUUGGCACCCCAUACGUAUGUGGAUUUUAAGAUAAGAAAUACUUUGAUGAUCCCAGUGUAAGUGCCUUAGAACACAAGAUUAAGUUAGUCUUUUUUUUCCCCCUAUAAAAGGUUUAAUCCAUCCAGGUUCCAUCCACCACAACAUCUGUUACUGGGGUGUAGCCUGACCUUGUUAUCAUUUAUUUCUAACUAAUGGAAUCUGUCAGUUCGUCUGAAUAUAUGAAUCAAAAUGUCUGUUAUUUAAAUAAGUCUUCAACAGCGUUAAAACAGAGUUGGUAAAGUGGGGAAAUGCUGUGGUGGAAAGCUGAUUAAACCAAUCACAUUCAAAAGGAGAGAUGUCUGUUUAAUUUAAAAUGAGAUCUAAUAACUACUGCAUCUUAUCACUGCCAAAAUGAUAAGACUGAUUGUUGCAAUAAAAACCUAAUUUUAAGGGCCUUCAGAUUUGAUGGUGUAUCAAAAGGUACCUCAAAGCACGCACAACCUUUUGAUCUGGUGUCAAACAAGAUUGCAACCUAAAUGCACCCACCAGCAGGUUAAUAAAGGUUUAAUUGGGAUAAAGCUUAAUUAGUGAGCCAGGCUAGAGACAGGCUAUCUGAUUUUAAAUUUAAAUUCUGAGGUCAACCUUUAAAUGUCACCUAUUAACAAGUCAAACACAUUAGAGAAGCAGAACGAGUUUAUUACAACUUGUGGAAAUGUAGCUAGCGUUACAUGAGCACGCAGAUAGCAGCAUACAGUACAUCAUUUAAUAAACAUUCACUGUUGACCACUAUCUGGAGUAUUUGAAAUAUAGAAUGAAUAAUCAGACUCAAUCAAACUUAAGUAACCCUGAAAAAAAUAUGAAAAGGAAUGAAGCUCAGAGGGAGGGUACUAAUCAAAAUAAGAACACGCUCUGUCCACAAAGCCAUUUAAUGCCAGUAUGAAUGCUUUUAACCAAACUAUAAACAAGAAUCCUGCCCUAACCAUUCCUGGCUUCAGACAGGAGGAAAAAAGAAACUAAAAUAGGUAAAAAGAAAUUCCAGAAAGUGUGAUGAAUACACGCAGUCAAAGCCUGAAAGGUUAUAACCAUUACAGUACACAGCGAUAGUGGACAAUCCUACCACUUAGUCCUCAUCUUUGCAGUGUCAGGUUACCACUUUUGCUACAGUACAAUUAAGCCUGACUAUGCUGACUGGUUAUUGCUUAGGUCCUGUUACUCAGUUUAUAACCCCAAUCAUUUAAGACUUUUAAAAGAGAGUCCCUGGGAAUGGAGCCACAAUUAAUUUGUUGACCAAAAUUUUCUCAAUGAGACCAUUUUUGUUUUCCCUGUAACAGAGUUGGUCCCACCUCUAAAUUAAAAUAAAGCCACUUGGAAUAUUUAAAAUAAGAAAAUAACUACUAAAACUAUUUUUGGUUUCAAUAAUUAUGCUACCUGAAUUUUCUUUUUCCAAAUAUACCUACUGCUGUAAUGGAUCCACAUGGUGGAUAGUCCAGUUUCGGGACAUGACAGUCUACAUAUCCAGCUGCAUCCCUCAUCCUAUGUUGCUGCUACUUAUGCCUCCACACCUCAUUCCAGUUCACAGAGGAUUGACCCAUUUGUAAGUGCCUUCAUAGCGAAACCCAACUCUCUUUGAUAGGUCAUCUGCUUCUGUAGGGCCACGACUAAGGAGAAAAGAAAGAAUCAGUUACUACAAUAAUUAUCAUGAUUACAAAGUCCUAGUCAAACGCAUUACCUACCUCCCAUAUUUGUAAGGAAUAGGUUUAGGCUUUUCCUUAUCAAUCUGAUGGAGAAGAGGUGUGAAGAUCCUCCAGGCCUCCCUUAGCUCAUCACUGUAGAGAAAGAAGAUUCAACAUGGGUGAGGACAGAGCUUCAAUAGACUGAAAUAUAUGUAAGGCCUUUACAUUGACUAUUUUAAUUAUUAUAAUAAUUAAUUAUAAUCAUUAAUUAUAACAGAUCAGAAGUCUUAUGAAAACAGAAAGUAACGGCUGUCUUGUUUGGUGCUUUGCUGUAAAAUAUGAGAACAGUAAUUUUUUUUAAAAUUGCAGCUGGUUAACGAUAAGCAAAUGACGGCAGUUAAAGCAGAAAGUCAGCCUGACAUUCACAUUCCCGGACAACUUUGUGUUCCUUUCGGAACAUGAAUACAUCUAAUGUACGGUAAUUGUGUAAAAGUUUAUACUGUUAUUACUGUGGGUGGUAUAUUGCACACCCCCCGACACCAUCUAGUGAACUGUAGGUUCACAAGACAUUCAGGUUAUAGGGAUAAGAUACACUGUACCUGCGCACAAAGUGCAUCUGACUUCCACAGAAGACAUCCAGAAUGAGGCGCUCAUAAGCAUCUGGAAGCUUCACAUCCUAAAAAAAAGUUUUGACAUUGGAAAAAUGUAUUGACAGAAAAAAGAACAACAAAGCAUUGAAACUAUAAUUAUUUUUAACAAAUGCACGUUUGUUUGGGACUUUGUGUUAAGCAGGGAUUUAACAGGACAGUAAAUAAACUUGAACCCAUUGUACCUUGUA
Molecule: messenger RNA, 5074 nt
Organism: Betta splendens (Siamese fighting fish)
Lineage: Eukaryota; Metazoa; Chordata; Actinopteri; Anabantiformes; Osphronemidae
Product: glycerol-3-phosphate dehydrogenase [NAD(+)], cytoplasmic
Exons: 8
Coding region: 113-1168 (351 amino acids)
Biological process (GO): glycerol-3-phosphate catabolic process; carbohydrate metabolic process
Cellular component (GO): glycerol-3-phosphate dehydrogenase (FAD) complex; cytosol
Molecular function (GO): protein homodimerization activity; NAD binding; glycerol-3-phosphate dehydrogenase [NAD(P)+] activity
Source: RefSeq, a predicted model, not a curated record